CCGCCCAGACCGCCCAGACCCAACAAGCCGGAAAGGUCACCGAGUCCACCUGAGGAAGAGGAGGAGCAAAGCCGGAGAUAAGGUGGCAGAGCAUUCUCUACAAACUUCCCCUGCUGAAGAAGCUCUAUUUUAUGAUGUCAUGAGUUAAAGUCCUAUAAAAGUCAAACAAACAAAACAUAAUAAUGGUUUUGUGUUAUGACUUCUUCAAUUAUGAGAUGUUCAUGUGCCUUUGUGUUUAUCUUAUAAUAAUGUUGCCUUCAAGAGGUACUUGUAAAUACAAGUUAUCAUGCUGUAACUGUAAACUACUUUGAGUGUAUAUCAUUAUCCCUGUUCUUUAAAAAAGCACAAUAUUUGUUUAUGUUUUAUUGUACAAAUGGAAUAGUAUUGUCAAUCAAUCUUUAUCAGAUUUGCAUAACAAUCAAAUAUCAAGAUGUGUCUCACAAAUUCUGUGUAAAAUGGACUUCUGAUUGUUAUUCUACAGAUUUUAACUUCAACUGUAAAUAUUCAUGUAUUUAUUUGAUUGUGUAUUUAACUUCAGACACCACUUAUGUCCAGAAUGACACUUAAAAUGUGUCAUGUCACAUUAGUAGACCUACAGAUAUCCGUUUAAAAAAAAAAAAAAAAAAAAGAUUCCAGAUGUUUGAUACAAAAUCUUCAAAUUUUACUGUUUUUAGCCAGAUAAUAUAAACCAAUUAAUUCAAAUAAAAGGGAUUUCUCCACUUGGAUUAUUUUUCUGGCAGUACCAGAAACUCUUGGAAACUGCAUUUAGAGAAAAUUAUCAACAAAAUAUAUAGCUGAACAGUUAAAUGAACAAAUAAUAAAAACAAUAGGGCAGGGUUGUGUUGGGCUUUUGGAAUACUAAACUUCUGGCUCCGGCCCUUAAAGGGUUAAGCUUGUUUACAGUUCCUAGAGGGAGGUACUUCUGGUAACAGGUUGGCUCUCUGCCGCAUCUGUCUAAGCUCCUUCCUCUCCUUCCUCUCCUUCCUUCUUCCAAACAAUAACUGCGUAACAACCGUACUUUCAGCCACACUUUGUCAGGUGGAGUGCAAUAGUUUUAGGUUUUUCUUCCACGCUAACAGACAUAAACAGAAGCCGGCGGGAUGUCUGUGGUCAUGACCAAGGCUGAGGGGGUCACUGUGUUCACUAUGAGCUCUGACCCACAAAGUGUUCUUCCUCCACUGUGCCAAAUCCUCAAAGGCCUUUGCUACAGCCCUGUGUGCUGCUCUCUGUCUCAGAACCUGAGGAGGGUCCAGAGACAUUCCCAGUCACUACUGGGGGCUCUGCACAUUAUGGUUGGGUUGCUCAACAUCGGCCUUGGAGUGAUCCUUGUUUGCAGUCGCGGUGGCUCUUGGCAGCAGAUGGAUUUAACCGGGUUUCCUUUCUGGAUCGGAGGAUUGAGUAUGUUGUUCGGCAUCGUUGGCAUUUUGUCUGAGAAGUGCCCCAGUCCGUGUCUGGUCUUCAUCAAUGUGAUCCUGAAUCUAGCAGGAGUGGCCUUCUCCAUUACAGCCAUCGUACUCUACAGCAUCAAUAUAUGCUACAUAAAGCUGUGGUGGAUGUGUAGCAAAUAUAAUGACUAUUACAAUUCAGGCUAUCGAGACACUACAGCUCCGACUGAAUCUCCUGUGGAGAAGUACAUGACGGAGGAAUGCUUGGAGGGCAAGGAGCUGGCUCUGAUGCUUUUGAGAAGCGUGAAUGCUCUGCUGAUUGUCCUGUCGGCCCUGGAGCUCUGCCUCGUCAUCAGCUCUGCCGUCUUGGGGAUCAAGGCUCUGAGGAGCAGAGAGAAGGGAGAAAAGGAGAAGAUGGGUGACCCAGAACUCUACAAUCCACUGCUGGAGGAAGUCACCAGUUAUCCCACAGCCUAGAUACCACUCUCUGCUUUGUGCUGUCUGUUAUCAGGUACUAUAAUCCUGUGCAUUUAUAACAUGCUGUAACAUUCGUGAUUCACACAACUUCAGCAUGUACGGUCUCUGCCAAACUUCUGGGUCUAUUACUAUAAGGGUUGCUUAAUUCAAAUGUUUUGCACUUCACUUUUAGAGUAUUUUUUCUAAUAACAUGCACUAAAUUGUAUAUGCUGCUUUCCAUUUCAUGCUCUGUUGAUGUUUUAAAAAUCUGUUCCCUUUGAUUAUGAUUUCCUGUCGAGUAAUGUGCCUUACAGUCAGCUUGUUUGUAGGUGAAAGGGAGGUUCAUGCACAUGUGUGUGACGGACACACACAUUGAUGGACUGAUGGGGUUUUUGUUUGCUAUUUUACAAUAUGAAGCCAUGAAAUAGAAGUGAUAAUUAUAAAGUGUGGGCUGAAGGAGAUUAUAUAUUUUGAAAAGGUAAUUAUAUUCCCCCUUUUUGAAAUUCUGUUUCUGUAAUGAAAAAUGAAAGUUAAAUAAAAUGAUUACACUCUG
This is a messenger RNA of Anarrhichthys ocellatus (wolf-eel), 2394 nucleotides long. Its product is annotated as transmembrane protein 176B-like. The transcript is spliced from 8 exons. Bases 1101 to 1862 code for a protein of 253 amino acids. Gene Ontology annotation, cellular component: membrane. NCBI's taxonomy places the organism in Eukaryota, Metazoa, Chordata, Actinopteri, Perciformes, Anarhichadidae. The record is from RefSeq and is a predicted model, not a curated record.